AAAAAAAAAAGUGGGCAGUUAGACUUUAAAAACUUAAAAAAAAACCUAAAGUCCUAAAAUUGUGAUUGGUAAAUAUUUGGCUUUUAAGACUUUAAAAAAAAUCUAAAGCCCUUAAAGUCUCUUCCAAUCACCCCCUAUACUGAACAUAAUUUCUUUGUAAUUUUGUAAACAAUUUUUUUUAAAAUCAGAUAUAUGAAAGUUUACCUCCUUUCGUAUAUAUGAUUUGGGUAUAGUUUCAAUCAUUAGUUAUGAUUUUAAGAAAACUAGAUACUUACAUAGGUUUAAUAUAUAUAAUCUUACUAACUUUUCAAAAAGUUUUUUUUUUUUUUUGUCCAAAUUGGGACCAGAAAUUUAUUAUUCUUAUUUUACUACUUAUUUAGACAUCCAUUGAGAAAAAUAUUGAUAGUUUAUUAAUUUAAAGAUAUUUUACUACCAAAGUUAUUAUUUUGGCAGUUUUUCGUUUCACUAAAUAUUAAAAUGAUAUCUAAUUACUACUAAAGUUAUUUUGUUUUAUAUUAAAUAAUUAAAUAUGUCUCCAAAAAAAGAUUAUUCUAGAUCUGCCAGUAUAAUGAGAUCUAACUUUUAAUAAGAAGAUUUUUUCAUGCACCCAACUUUAAUUUUAAUAAUAAGGCUUUUCUUUCUUAGCACUUCUUUGAUUAAUAUUACACAAUACCUUCCCCUUACAUAUUCCAUCUCUAGUGAAAUCUAUAAGUUUUUGAAAGAAGUGAUUAUUCAAAACAUGGCUUCUAGUAGUGGCAUUGCAUGUAGAAACACUAAAAUAGUUUACCCUACAGGAAUUCACAAGGCCACUAUAGUCUGGCUUCACGACAUCGGGCAGAAAGGCUUCGACUCAACUAAGUUUGUACGUAAAUUGAAUCUUCCAAAUGUAAAAUGGAUUUGUCCGGUCGCUCCAAAACGUCCCGUUACUUCCUGGGGUGGAAUUGAAACUACUGCUUGGUGCGAUGUCACAGAAAUUUCUGAGAAUAUGGAAGAUGAUUUGGUUUCCUUAAACUCAAUAGCUGCAUUUGUAAUUAACCUUUUGCGUGACGAACCAGAAAAUGUCAAGAUAGGACUAGGAGGUAUCGGCUUGGGUGCAGCAGUAGCUCUCUACUUGGCGACUUUUUAUAUCACUGGACGAAAAAUCAGAAACCUAAGUUUUAUUGUAGGGAUCAACGGCUGGCUUCCUGCUUGGAGAAACUUACUUCACAAUCUCUCAUUUGAUUAUGGGUCCCCAAGUCUUGCUCCAUCAGUAUCAAUCUUACUAACACAUGGAACUUCUGAUGAUAUAGUUCCCUUCCCACUCGGACGCAAAAGUUCCGACACUCUUCGCAUGGCUGGAUUUCCAGUCACGUUCAUACCAAACGAAGGGGAUCAUCUUCCAAUUGUUCCCCAAGUAAUCAAUGAUGUUCGCUUAUGGAUCGCAACAAAACUCCAACCCUAGGGUCAAUGCUCAACACUGCAUAGAGAAAGGAAUUGGGGAGCAAACCUAUCAUGUAAUAUAUAUUAUAAAAUAUUUUAUUUUUAUUA
Molecule: messenger RNA, 1527 nt
Organism: Arabidopsis lyrata subsp. lyrata
Lineage: Eukaryota; Viridiplantae; Streptophyta; Magnoliopsida; Brassicales; Brassicaceae
Product: acyl-protein thioesterase 2
Exons: 9
Coding region: 602-1441 (279 amino acids)
Molecular function (GO): hydrolase activity
Source: RefSeq, a predicted model, not a curated record